This is a messenger RNA of Suricata suricatta (meerkat), 461 nucleotides long. RefSeq names its product GSG1 like 2 (gene GSG1L2). Gene Ontology annotation, cellular component: plasma membrane. The coding region runs from base 54 to 461 and encodes 135 amino acids. The transcript is spliced from 2 exons. Lineage: Eukaryota; Metazoa; Chordata; Mammalia; Carnivora; Herpestidae. The record is from RefSeq and is a predicted model, not a curated record.
GAGGCGGGGAGAGGACCCACUGCUCAUCCCGACGCCGCACACCUCCUCCAGCCAUGGACGGCGCCGGGCGACAGCAGGUGCACACCCUCCUUCCCGUCUGCCUCGCCCUGGCCUUCGCCCUCGCCGCCCUGGGCAGCAGCCACUGGUGCGAGGGGACCCGCAAGGUGCUAAAGCCGCUGUGCCAGGACCAUCCGGGAGGACUGCCGUGCAUUCACCUCAGCGGGGACCACCACAAUGAGAGCCAGGCCGUCCAGUACUUUUGGGAGACCGGGGAUGACAUGUUCUUCCGGAACCGGCUCCACGUGGGGCUCUGGCAGUCCUGUGAGGAGAGCCUCAGUGGCUCAGGGCUCCUCGGCAUGGUGGCCCACAUGAUGUACACGACCAUCUUCCAAAUCGCCGUGAACCUGGGUCCGGAGGACUGGAAGCCUCAGGCGUGGGACUACGGCUGGUCCUCCUGGUGA